AUGGCCAGCGAGAAGCCGGGCCCGGGCCCAGGGCUCGAACCUCCUCAGCCCGUGGGGCUCAUCGCCGUCGGGGCCAGCGGCAGCGGCAGCGGCGGCUGUGGCGGAGGCGGCGGUGGCGGUGGCGGCAGCGGGAUGGGGGAACUGAGGGGGGCGUCCGGCUCCGGCUCGGUGGUGCUCCCCGCGGGGAUGAUUAACCCUUCGGUGCCGAUCCGCAACAUCCGGAUGAAAUUCGCCGUGUUGAUCGGACUCAUACAGGUCGGAGAGGUCAGCAACCGGGACAUCGUGGAGACCGUGCUCAACCUGCUGGUUGGUGGAGAAUUUGAUUUGGAGAUGAACUUUAUUAUUCAGGAUGCUGAAAGUAUAACAUGUAUGACAGAACUUUUGGAACACUGUGAUGUAACAUGUCAGGCAGAAAUAUGGAGCAUGUUUACAGCCAUUCUACGAAAAAGUGUUCGGAAUUUACAGACUAGCACAGAAGUUGGGCUAAUUGAACAAGUAUUGCUGAAAAUGAGUGCUGUAGAUGACAUGAUAGCAGAUCUUCUAGUUGAUAUGUUGGGGGUUCUUGCCAGCUACAGCAUCACUGUUAAGGAGUUGAAGCUUUUGUUCAGCAUGCUUCGAGGAGAGAGUGGAAUAUGGCCAAGACAUGCAGUUAAAUUAUUGUCGGUUCUUAAUCAGAUGCCACAAAGACAUGGCCCUGAUACUUUUUUCAAUUUCCCUGGUUGCAGUGCUGCGGCAAUUGCAUUGCCUCCUAUCGCAAAAUGGCCUUAUCAGAAUGGCUUUACGCUGAACACUUGGUUCCGAAUGGAUCCAUUAAAUAACAUUAAUGUUGAUAAGGAUAAACCUUAUCUUUAUUGUUUUCGAACCAGCAAAGGUGUUGGCUAUUCUGCUCAUUUUGUUGGCAACUGCUUAAUAGUCACAUCACUGAAGUCCAAAGGAAAAGGUUUUCAGCACUGUGUGAAAUAUGAUUUUCAGCCACGAAAGUGGUAUAUGAUCAGCAUUGUCCACAUUUACAAUCGAUGGAGGAACAGUGAAAUUAGGUGUUAUGUUAAUGGACAGCUGGUAUCCUAUGGUGAUAUGGCUUGGCAUGUUAACACAAAUGAUAGCUAUGACAAGUGCUUUCUUGGAUCUUCAGAAACUGCUGAUGCAAAUAGGGUAUUCUGUGGGCAACUGGGUGCUGUGUAUGUAUUCAGUGAAGCACUCAACCCUGCACAGAUAUUUGCAAUUCAUCAGUUAGGACCUGGUUAUAAGAGUACCUUCAAGUUUAAGUCUGAGAGUGAUAUUCAUUUGGCAGAACACCAUAAACAAGUUCUUUAUGAUGGGAAGCUUGCAAGUAGUAUUGCCUUUACAUAUAAUGCUAAGGCCACUGAUGCUCAGCUAUGCCUGGAAUCAUCACCGAAGGAAAAUGCAUCAAUUUUUGUGCAUUCCCCACAUGCUCUAAUGCUCCAGGAUGUGAAGGCUAUAGUAACACAUUCAAUUCAUAGUGCAAUUCAUUCAAUUGGAGGGAUUCAAGUGCUUUUUCCACUUUUUGCUCAACUGGACAAUCGGCAGCUCAAUGACAGUCAAGUGGAAACAACUGUCUGUGCUACUCUUUUGGCAUUCCUGGUUGAAUUACUUAAAAGUUCAGUAGCCAUGCAAGAACAGAUGCUGGGUGGAAAAGGCUUUUUAGUCAUUGGCUACUUACUUGAAAAGUCCUCAAGGGUGCAUAUAACUAGAGCUGUGUUGGAGCAAUUUUUAUCCUUUGCGAAAUACCUUGAUGGUUUAUCUCAUGGAGCACCUUUACUAAAGCAACUUUGCGACCACAUUUUAUUUAACCCAGCCAUCUGGAUACACACACCUGCAAAGGUUCAACUUUCCUUGUAUACUUAUUUGUCUGCUGAAUUUAUUGGAACUGCUACCAUCUAUACAACCAUCCGGAGAGUAGGAACAGUAUUACAGCUAAUGCACACAUUAAAAUAUUACUACUGGGUCAUUAAUCCUGCUGAUAGUAGUGGUAUUACUCCUAAAGGAUUAGAUGGUCCCAGGCCAUCACAAAAAGAAAUUAUAUCACUUCGUGCAUUUAUGCUGCUUUUUCUGAAACAGCUCAUACUAAAGGAUCGAGGGGUUAAAGAAGAUGAACUUCAGAGUAUAUUAAAUUAUCUACUUACGAUGCAUGAGGAUGAAAAUAUCCAUGAUGUGUUACAGUUAUUAGUAGCCUUAAUGUCAGAACACCCAGCAUCAAUGAUACCAGCAUUUGAUCAAAGAAAUGGAAUAAGGGUGAUCUACAAAUUAUUGGCUUCAAAAAGUGAAAGCAUAUGGGUUCAAGCUCUGAAGGUUCUGGGAUACUUUUUGAAGCAUUUAGGUCACAAGAGAAAAGUUGAAAUUAUGCACACCCACAGUCUUUUCACUCUUCUUGGAGAAAGACUGAUGUUGCAUACAAAUACUGUGACUGUCACCACAUACAACACACUCUAUGAGAUCUUAACAGAGCAAGUGUGUACUCAGGUUGUCCAUAAACCACAUCCAGAGCCAGAUUCUACAGUGAAAAUUCAGAAUCCAAUGAUUCUUAAAGUUGUGGCAACUUUGUUAAAAAACUCUACACCAAGUGCAGAACUGAUGGAAGUUCGUCGUUUAUUUUUAUCAGAUAUGAUAAAACUUUUCAGCAACAGUCGUGAAAACAGAAGGUGCUUAUUGCAGUGUUCAGUAUGGCAGGAUUGGAUGUUUUCUCUUGGCUACAUUAAUCCUAAAAAUUCUGAGGAGCAGAAGAUUACUGAGAUGGUCUACAAUAUCUUCCGAAUUCUUUUGUAUCAUGCAAUAAAAUACGAAUGGGGAGGCUGGAGAGUCUGGGUGGAUACACUCUCAAUAGCCCAUUCGAAGGUCACUUAUGAAGCACAUAAGGAAUACCUUGCCAAAAUGUAUGAAGAAUAUCAAAGACAAGAGGAGGAAAACAUUAAAAAGGGGAAAAAAGGGAAUGUGAGCACCAUAUCUGGUCUUUCAUCACAGACAACAGGAGCCAAGGGAGGAAUGGAAAUCCGAGAGAUAGAAGAUCUUUCACAAAGCCAGAGCCCAGAAAGUGAGACAGAUUACCCUGUCAGCACAGAUCCUCGAGAUUUACUCAUGUCAACCAAAGUAUCAGAUGAUAUUCUUGGAAAUACAGAUAGACCUGGAAAUGGAGUACAUGUGGAAGUACAUGAUCUUCUAGUUGAUAUAAAAGCAGAAAAAGUGGAAGCAACAGAAGUCAAGCUUGAUGAUAUGGAUUUAUCACCAGAGACUUUGGUGGGCGGUGAGAAUGGUGCCCUUGUGGAAGUAGAGUCUUUGUUGGAUAAUGUAUAUAGUGCUGCUGUUGAGAAACUCCAGAACAAUGUACAUGGAAGUGUCGGUGUCAUUAAAAAAAAUGAAGAGAAAGAUAAUGGUCCAUUGAUAACUUUAGCAGAUGAGAAAGAAGAACUCCCCAAUAGCACUACAUCAUUUCUCUUUGAUAAAAUACCCAAACAAGAGGAGAAACUGCUUCCAGAACUUUCUAGCAAUCACAUCAUCCCAAAUAUUCAGGAUACACAAGUGCAUCUUGGUGUCAGUGAUGAUCUUGGAUUGCUUGCUCAUAUGACUGGAAGUGUAGACUUAACUUGCACGUCAAGUAUAAUUGAAGAAAAAGAGUUCAAAAUCCAUACAACUUCAGAUGGGAUGAGCAGUAUUUCUGAAAGAGACUUAGCAUCAUCAGCAAAAGGGUUAGAAUAUGCUGAAAUGACUGCUACAACACUGGAAACUGAGUCUUCUGGGAGCAAAGUUGUACCAAAUAUUGAUGCAGGAAGUAUAAUUUCAGAUACUGAGAGAUCUGAUGAUGGUAAAGAAUCAGGAAAGGAAAUCCGAAAAAUCCAGACCACUGCUACAACACAAGCUGUUCAGGGUCGGUCUAUCACCCAACAAGACCGAGAUCUCAGAGUUGACUUAGGAUUUCGAGGAAUGCCCAUGACUGAGGAGCAGCGCCGCCAAUUCAGCCCUGGCCCCCGAACAACAAUGUUUCGGAUACCUGAGUUUAAAUGGUCUCCUAUGCACCAGCGACUUCUCACUGAUUUAUUGUUUGCUUUAGAAACAGAUGUACAUGUUUGGAGAAGCCAUUCUACAAAGUCUGUAAUGGAUUUUGUUAAUAGCAAUGAAAACAUUAUUUUUGUACAUAACACAAUUCACCUCAUUUCCCAAAUGGUAGACAACAUCAUCAUCGCUUGUGGUGGAAUUUUACCUCUUCUUUCUGCUGCUACAUCACCAACUGGUUCUAAGACGGAAUUGGAAAAUAUUGAAGUAACUCAAGGCAUGUCAGCAGAGACAGCAGUAACUUUCCUCAGCCGACUGAUGGCUAUGGUUGAUGUCCUUGUGUUUGCCAGUUCUCUAAAUUUCAGUGAGAUUGAAGCUGAAAAAAACAUGUCCUCUGGAGGUUUAAUGCGCCAGUGCCUAAGACUUGUCUGCUGUGUAGCUGUGAGAAACUGUUUAGAAUGUCGACAAAGACAGAGAGACAGGGGAAACAAAUCUUCCCAUGGAAGCAGUAAACCUCAGGAAGUUUCCCAAAGUGUGACUGCCACCACUGCAUCCAAGACUCCCUUAGAAAAUGUUCCAGGUAAUCUUUCUCCUAUUAAGGAUCCUGAUAGACUUCUUCAGGAUGUUGAUAUUAAUCGCCUUCGUGCUGUGGUCUUUCGAGAUGUGGAUGACAGUAAGCAGGCACAGUUCUUAGCUCUGGCUGUUGUUUACUUCAUAUCUGUCCUGAUGGUGUCUAAAUAUCGUGACAUAUUAGAACCACAGAGAGAGACUUCAAGAACUGGAAGCCAACCAGGGAGAAACAUCAGACAAGAAAUAAACUCACCAACUAGUACAGUUGUGGUUAUACCAUCUAUCCCUCAUCCAAGUUUGAACCAUGGAUUCCUUGCCAAAUUAAUUCCUGAGCAGAGCUUUGCUCACUCAUUUUACAAAGAAACACCUACUGCAUUUCCAGACACUAUAAAAGAAAAAGAAACACCAACUCCUGGUGAAGAAAUACAAAUAGAAAGUUCAAUUCCUCAUACAGAUUCAGGAAUUGGGGAGGAGCAAGUAGCUAGCAUCUUGAAUGGGGCAGAAUUAGAAACUACCACAGGUCCUGAUGCCAUGAGUGAACUUUUAUCUACUUUGUCAUCUGAAGUAAAGAAAUCUCAAGAGAGCUUAACUGAACAUCCCAAUGAAUUGUUGAAGCCUGCACCAUCUAUUUCUAGCAUUAGUCAAACCAAAGGCAUCAAUGUCAAGGAAAUAUUGAAAAGUCUUGUGGCUGCUCCAGUUGAAAUUGCAGAAUGUGGCCCUGAACCUAUCCCAUACCCAGAUCCAGCAUUGAAGAGAGAAGCGCAAGCUAUUCUUCCUAUGCAGUUUCAUUCCUUUGACAGGAGUGUUGUGGUGCCUGUAAAGAAGCCACCUCCAGGUAGCUUAGCUGUCACCACUGUGGGAGCCACCAGUGCAGGAAGUGGGCUGCCAACAGGCAGUACCUCUAAUAUAUUUGCUGCUACAGGAGCUACACCAAAAAGUAUGAUUAAUACAACAGGUGCCGUGGAUUCAGGUUCGUCCUCCUCCUCCUCCUCCUCUAGUUUUGUGAAUGGUGCUACCAGUAAAAACCUUCCGGCUGUGCAAACUGUUGCUCCAAUGCCAGAGGAUUCAGCUGAAAACAUGAGCAUCACUGCAAAACUUGAAAGAGCUUUAGAAAAAGUUGCUCCUCUUCUUCGUGAAAUUUUUGUAGACUUUGCCCCAUUCCUAUCUCGUACACUUCUUGGCAGUCAUGGACAAGAGCUAUUAAUAGAAGGCCUUGUCUGUAUGAAGUCCAGCACAUCUGUGGUUGAGCUUGUUAUGCUGCUUUGCUCUCAGGAAUGGCAAAAUUCUAUUCAGAAGAAUGCAGGACUUGCAUUUAUUGAGCUCAUCAAUGAAGGAAGAUUGUUGUGCCAUGCUAUGAAGGACCAUAUAGUUCGUGUUGCAAAUGAAGCAGAGUUUAUUUUGAAUAGACAAAGAGCUGAGGAUGUACAUAAACAUGCAGAAUUUGAGUCUCAGUGUGCUCAGUAUGCUGCUGACAGGAGGGAGGAGGAAAAAAUGUGUGACCAUCUUAUUAGUGCUGCUAAACAUCGAGAUCAUGUGACAGCAAAUCAGCUCAAACAGAAGAUUCUCAAUAUUCUCACAAAUAAACAUGGUGCCUGGGGAGCGGUCUCUCAUAGAAUCUCAGAUUCUAGCCAUCUGUCUGCACCUGUCAACACAGGAACAGAAGAAGAUAUAGUGAAGUCCAAGAAAGCAUUCAGAAGUCAGGCAAUAGUGAACCAGAACGCAGAGACAGAACUCAUGCUGGAAGGAGAUGAUGAUGCAGUCAGUCUUCUACAGGAGAAAGAAAUUGACAAUCUUGCAGGCCCUGUGGUUCUCAGCACCCCAGCCCAGCUCAUUGCUCCAGUGGUGGUCGCCAAGGGGACUCUCUCCAUAACCACGACAGAAAUCUACUUCGAAGUAGAUGAAGAUGAUCCUGCCUUCAAGAAGAUCGACACGAAAGUUCUUGCAUACACUGAGGGACUUCAUGGAAAAUGGAUGUUCAGCGAGAUACGAGCUGUGUUUUCAAGACGUUAUCUUCUGCAGAAUACUGCUCUGGAGGUAUUCAUGGCAAACAGAACCUCUGUUAUGUUUAAUUUCCCUGAUCAAGCAACAGUAAAAAAAGUUGUCUAUAGUUUGCCUCGGGUUGGAGUUGGGACCAGCUAUGGUUUGCCACAAGCCAGGAGGAUAUCCUUGGCGACUCCUCGACAGCUUUAUAAAUCUUCCAACAUGACCCAGCGUUGGCAAAGAAGGGAAAUUUCAAACUUUGAGUACUUGAUGUUUCUCAAUACUAUAGCAGGGCGGACAUAUAAUGAUCUAAACCAAUAUCCUGUGUUUCCAUGGGUCUUAACAAAUUAUGAAUCAGAAGAACUGGACCUGACACUUCCAGGAAACUUCAGAGAUCUCUCAAAGCCAAUUGGUGCUUUGAACCCCAAAAGAGCAGUGUUUUAUGCAGAACGUUAUGAAACGUGGGAAGAUGAUCAAAGCCCACCCUACCAUUACAAUACACAUUAUUCAACAUCAACAUCAACCUUAUCCUGGCUCGUUCGAAUUGAACCUUUCACAACCUUCUUCCUCAAUGCCAACGAUGGAAAAUUUGACCAUCCAGAUCGAACCUUCUCAUCCAUUGCCAGGUCUUGGAGAACUAGUCAGAGAGAUACUUCUGAUGUAAAGGAAUUAAUUCCAGAGUUUUACUACCUACCUGAGAUGUUUGUCAACAGUAAUGGCUACCAUCUUGGUGUUCGAGAAGAUGAAGUAGUGGUAAACGAUGUUGAUCUUCCUCCUUGGGCAAAAAAACCUGAAGAUUUUGUACGCAUAAACAGAAUGGCCCUAGAAAGUGAGUUUGUCUCUUGCCAACUCCACCAGUGGAUUGACCUGAUAUUUGGCUACAAACAGAGAGGACCAGAAGCUGUUCGUGCUCUGAACGUUUUCCACUACUUGACCUAUGAAGGCUCUGUGAAUCUGGACAGCAUCACUGAUCCUGUGCUCAGGGAGGCCAUGGAAGCGCAGAUACAGAACUUUGGACAGACGCCAUCUCAGUUGCUUAUUGAGCCACAUCCGCCUCGGAGCUCUGCCAUGCACCUGUGUUUCCUUCCACAGAGUCCACUCAUGUUUAAAGAUCAGAUGCAGCAGGAUGUGAUAAUGGUGCUGAAGUUUCCAUCAAAUUCUCCAGUGACCCACGUGGCAGCCAAUACCCUACCCCACCUGACCAUCCCUGCUGUAGUGACUGUGACCUGUAGCCGACUGUUUGCAGUGAACAGAUGGCACAACACAGUAGGCCUCAGAGGAGCACCGGGAUACUCCUUGGAUCAAGCCCAUCAUCUUCCAAUUGAAAUGGAUCCAUUAAUUGCUAAUAACUCUGGUGUGAACAAACGGCAGAUCACAGAUCUUGUGGACCAGAGUAUACAAAUCAAUGCCCACUGCUUUGUGGUCACAGCAGACAAUCGCUAUAUUCUUAUCUGUGGAUUCUGGGAUAAGAGCUUCAGAGUUUAUUCUACAGAAACAGGAAAACUGACUCAGAUUGUAUUUGGCCACUGGGACGUGGUCACAUGCCUGGCCAGGUCUGAGUCCUACAUUGGUGGAGACUGCUACAUCGUGUCUGGAUCUCGGGACGCCACCUUGCUUCUCUGGUACUGGAGUGGGCGACACCACAUCAUAGGAGACAACCCCAAUAGCAGUGACUAUCCUGCUCCCAGAGCUGUCCUCACAGGACAUGACCAUGAAGUUGUCUGUGUUUCUGUCUGUGCAGAACUUGGACUCGUUAUCAGUGGUGCUAAAGAGGGCCCUUGUCUCGUACACACCAUCACUGGAGACCUGUUGAGAGCCCUGGAGGGACCUGAAAACUGCUUGUUCCCACGUUUGAUUUCUGUGUCCAGUGAAGGCCACUGUAUCAUCUACUAUGAGCGAGGGCGAUUCAGCAACUUCAGCAUUAAUGGGAAACUUUUAGCUCAAAUGGAAAUCAAUGAUUCAACACGGGCCAUUCUCCUGAGCAGCGAUGGUCAGAACCUGGUGACUGGAGGGGACAAUGGCGUGGUGGAGGUCUGGCAGGCCUGUGACUUCAAACAGCUGUACAUUUACCCGGGAUGUGAUGCUGGUAUUAGAGCAAUGGACUUAUCUCAUGACCAGAGGACUCUGAUUACUGGCAUGGCUUCUGGCAGCAUCGUAGCUUUUAAUAUAGAUUUUAAUCGGUGGCAUUAUGAACAUCAGAACAGAUAUUGAAGAGCAAUGAAGAACCAGAAGCCAAGUUCAAGUAGAGCACAAGUGCUGCAUGGCAAGGCAAUAUCUCUGGUGGGAACGCUCCUCUGCAUCGGCCUCUGUUUGUACAUUCCAUCACACCCAGCAAUAGCUGUACAUUGUAGUCAGCAACCAUUUCACUUUGUGUGCUUUUUCAGGACUGAACACCAGCUGCUAUCAAGCAAGCUUCUAUCAUGUAAAUUAUAUGAAUUAGGAGAUGUUUGGGUAAUUAUUUCAUAUAUUGUUGUUUAUUGAGAAAAGGUUGUAGGAUGUCACAAGAGACUUUUGACAAUUCUGAGGAACCUUGUGUCCAGUUGUUACAAAGUUUAAGCUUUGAACCUAACCUGCAUCCCAUUUCCAGCCUCUUUUCAAGCUGAGAAAAAAACACGUUUGAUACUUUGUACAUCAGAUGCAUCUUAUUUAAAGGGAUACUUUUAUAAAAGUAAAACCUUGUAUAAAGAACAAAACUGUUUCUUAAUUUUAUUGUGGAGUUACAACUUGCAUGUUCUUUACUCCUGAUGUCUUGAUGGAACAGGUGCGUUCACACUAUGAAACAGAAAAAUCUGUCCAAGGACACAGCUUGUAGGAAUGGGUUGAAUUUGGGCUCAAUCAGUAAUUUUUUUUAACAUUUUCCCCAAAUAUAAUUUGCACUUUUUAAUCAAAAUUCAUCUCUUCUAAGUGAAAUUUGCUCAUAAAGCAUUUGGAUACUAAGCCAUUAUUUGCCAUUUUUGGUACCUUAUACAAAGAAAAUUCAGCCCUGCCCUUUAUAAUUUCAAGACACAGCAGAGAGGGGGCUUAAGGAUGAGAUCCUGGUUUUUAUUGGUAUUUAUUAUUAUUAUGAACAGGAGUCAAGAUCAUUCGUCUCAUAGUAAUGACUUCCCCACACCUGGACAUCUCUUCCAGAAUCAUCCCACUGGCGUAGUGUGUGUACAUUAGGGGAGGAGAAUAAUGCUAACUUUUUUUUUCCUCUUUGGUUCUUGAAUAGCUUAGUUUCUUUAAUAAUGACUUGUUUUACAACAAUAACUAAAGUUAUGCUUUUAGGUUCUUGUGAAAUUCUCACCAAAAGCCACACUCUUCACCUAAGGCACUUCAUCUUUUAUGAUAUAAGAUGAUGGCUAUCAGAUGAUUUUCCAUCAUUGUACUGAUCCAGUUAUACACCCAGGGGUAUAUACACUUUAUCCAUGUUUCUUCUUUGUAUAUUUGGUGACUGUAUUGUCAUAGAUGUACAUAUUGUGUCGGUAGGGCUAUGAGGCAUGUUACAGGAAUGUAAUUUUCUCAGAAUUUACACUCACUUGCAGUCAUUUAUUUAAAAAAAUAAAACAAGAUCAUGGGUUCUUUGUAUUGGCACUUUGCACCAGAAACAUAUCAUUAUUUAUUGAUGUGAUUACUUAUUUGUUACCCACCUUGUACUAGUAAGUUUUAGCACUGAAUUAUUCCUUCUUCAUUGUCGUUUGUAUUUAUGAACUUCUGAAAUUAAGGGGAAUCAGCAUAAUGAUUAAGUUAUUCAUCACCAGGCUGUAAGCAAUAUCUUGAGUUUGUAGCUUAGAAUGGGGAGGAAACUGAACAUCUGGAAGACAAGUUCAUUUCAUCUUGAGAUCAUGGUGAAAUAUUUUGGAUAUAUAAAUUCCUUAAGCUAUUGUAACCAUGUUUUAUUGCAAAGAUGUAAAAUAUGCCAGAUGUGUGUGAGUUGGAAAUCAAAAAAAGAAAAAUAAAAUAUGCAAAGAAUUCAC
Messenger RNA from Dipodomys ordii (Ord's kangaroo rat), 10511 nucleotides. RefSeq names its product neurobeachin (gene Nbea). The record is from RefSeq and is a predicted model, not a curated record. Gene Ontology annotation, molecular function: protein kinase binding. NCBI's taxonomy places the organism in Eukaryota, Metazoa, Chordata, Mammalia, Rodentia, Heteromyidae. The transcript has 58 exons. The coding region runs from base 1 to 8766 and encodes 2921 amino acids. Gene Ontology annotation, biological process: intracellular protein localization. Gene Ontology annotation, cellular component: cytosol; membrane.